Colletotrichum phormii is the source of this 1674-nucleotide messenger RNA. RefSeq names its product tannase and feruloyl esterase. The record is from RefSeq and is a predicted model, not a curated record. NCBI's taxonomy places the organism in Eukaryota, Fungi, Ascomycota, Sordariomycetes, Glomerellales, Glomerellaceae. The transcript has a single exon. Bases 1 to 1674 code for a protein of 557 amino acids.
AUGCCGUCUGCUCCGCGAAUCCUUAGUCUCCUCUUGUGGGCGGCGGGAUGCGCCUCUCAGGUCUCCUCACAAAAGUCCUCAACUCGGUGUUCACUCGAAAGCGUCAGCGCCCUCCUCACACCCGAAAACCAGGCCGAGGUCUUGACGACUUCAAAACUGGGCGACAAUGGCACCUUUGGAGAGGCGGGCAACAUCGCCUACCCCCAAAACGCAACGCACCUACCGCCCCUCUGCGUCGUCUCCAUCAACGUCACAUCCUCCCCGACAUCAUCCUACACAUUUGGCCUCUUCCUACCAGACGAGUGGAACAACCGCUUCCUCGCCGUCGGUAACGGGGGGUUCUCGGGGGGCAUCAACUGGUACGCCAUGGGCACAGGCGUAAAAUACGGCUUCGCGACAAUGUCGACUUCCACAGGCCAUAACUCGUCGAACCAGGACAUGGGCUGGGCGCUCAACAACCCCGAGACCAAGGCCGAUUGGGCCGGGCGCAGUCUCCACGGCUCGACUGUCGUCGGGAAGCAGAUUGUCGAGGGGUACUACGGCGCCGCGGCUAAUCGGUCGUAUUACUCUGGUUGCUCGACGGGUGGCCGGCAGGGCGUGAAUUCGGCGCAGGAUUACCCGGAGGACUUUGAUGGGAUCCUGGCGGGUGCGCCGGCGUGGAUGUCGACGAGCCAGCAGCUGUGGCAGCUCAAGGUCGGGGCUGUGAACUUGCCCGUGGAUGGGGCUGGGUAUUUACCGCCUGCCGUGUUUGAGGCCAUCAGCGACGAGGUUCUAAGGCAGUGCGACGGGUCUGAUGGCGUGGUUGACGGUGUGGUGAUGAACCCUGCGCACUGCAACUUCCGGCCGGAGAAGAUGCUCUGCAGCGACGCGAGGUCAAACCGCUCCGCGUGUCUGACGGCGCCGCAGAUUGCGACACUGAAGCAGCUGUACCGCCCUCUCAUUCAGCUCGGCGCCGGGGUUCACAAUGUGACGUACGUGUAUGCCAACUUUGGCCUGGGCUCCGAGAAGCAGAUGCCGUCGUCGUUUGGAUCGAAUAACGAGCCGAGUCUCUACGGGACGGAGUACGCCAAGAACUACCUCUUUGAUGACCCGUCGUGGGACUGGACGACGCAGUUUGACUACUCUACUUUCGUCGAGGCUGCACGGCUGAACCCGGGCAACGUGAACGCGGAUAACUUUGAUCUCUCUGCGUUCCACGGGCGCGGCGGGAAACUGGUGCAGUAUCACGGCUACGCGGACGGUUUGAUUCCGACGGAUGUGAGCCGCGUGUUAUACGACGAGACAUGGGCGGCCAUGGCGGCGCGGGGGGUCGACCUGGACGAGUUUUGGAGGCUGUUUUUCGUUCCUGGGAUGCAGCAUUGUUCGGGCGGGGUGUAUGAUGCGCCGUGGUACUUUGGCGGGAGCGGGCACGCGGCGGCGUUGGAGGGGAAUGGGCAGCAUGUUUUCCCUGUGCCUGGGAUGGACGAUGCGAGGCAUGAUGUGUUGCUUGCGCUUGUUGAGUGGGUUGAGGGUGGGGAGGGCGUGAGGGAGGUUGUUGCGACCAAGUUUGGUAAUGAUACUGUUGGUGAGGGGGUGUUGAGACAGAGGCCGAUUUGUAGUUACCCCGGGUAUGCUUCGUGGGAUGGCAAGGGGGAUGUUGAUGCUGCUUCGAGUUGGAGUUGUGUGGGUAGUUGA